GGGCUUGGAACCACAGGCCUUCCAGCACCUCCUCUUUUCUGUUGCUUCCCGUUCUUCUCAAGAACCCUAAAUCGAUCGAUGAAUCGGCAAUUACGUCCAGGAGGUAAAAACGAAAUAGAGGUUCUUUUCUUUCACCUCUGGCAUGAUCGUUUCAUUGAGAUAAUUUGUUGGGGUUCUCUAGUUUGUUGAUUCGUGUUGUUCUUCGAUCAGUUUUCCUCGUGAAAUUGGGGGUUUCUUUGAUUUUAUCUAUGUCUUUGUGUGAAUCGCGGAGGUGGUGGAUUGGUAGUGGAGGAUUUUCGAAGUUGGUUGGAUCCUCGUCGGUUGCUUGCUCGAUUUUAUGGUUGAUUUUAAUCAUUAGAUAGGUUUUGGGUGUGCGGAUAUGGAGAAUUCAGUGAAUGCGAGUAUUGCUCUUCCUCCAUCUCCUUCUCCGCCGGACGAGCCCGGCAUCAACGGCGCUUGGUAUGGGAAUAUACAGUACCUUCUCAACAUCUCCGCGGUCGGGGCGUUUUGUUGCGUGGCUCUUUUCUUGUUCGUUAAGCUCAGGAGCGACCACCGCAUGCCCAGUCCUUCCGGCCUCUUUGCAAAGCUUCUCGCUGUUUGGCACACCACGAGCCAGCAGAUCGCUCGGCAUUGCGGCGCCAAUGCCGCCCAAUUCUUGUACAUCGAGGGUGGGAGCUUCGUUAUGCUGCUUGUUAUUGCAGUUUUCGCACUGGGGUUGAUUCUUCCGUUGAAUCUUUAUGGAGGUACUGUGUUGAUGGAUGAUCAGUUCUCGAAGACCACCAUUAAUCACAUCGCGAAGGGAUCCUCCCUUUUAUGGGUACACGUCUUUUAUAUGAUUUUGGUUGUUUGCGUGGUUCAUUUCGGGAUCUUGACUCUGGAGGAUCGAUUGAGCACUACACGUUUCCACGACGGGACGCCUACGGUGAACUCUGUAUCUGUCUUCACGGUCAUGAUCGAGGGAAUACCGAGGGGACUUGCUGUGGAUAGGCGACCUCUUGAAGACUACUUCUUACACAAGUAUCCUGGAAAGGUGUACAAGGUCAUUGUGCCAUUAAAUUUGUGCUCGCUGGACGACAUGAUGGCAGAGUUGGUAAAGGUUAGGAAUGACAUAUCAUGGUUGCAAGCUCGUCUUGAUUCUGCCGCAGCAUUCGAAAGAAGAGAAUAUUCCCUUGGGGAUGAUCAUGGAGAAGAUGGUGCAGAGUUCUCUCCUUCUGAAGUGCUACAUUGGCAUGACAACGACAAUUCUGCACGAUGCAAGCAGUUGUACGAGCAAUUCAUGCUGAAUAUGCGGGAGCUUUGGAAAUGGGCUGUUGUUACACUAGGUCUUACUGACGAACAGAAACUGCAAAGGUUGCAAGAGGCAGAAAGGAAGUUAGGGGUUGAAAUAGCCCUCUUCAAAGAAGGUAGGGCCGAGGGUGCUGGUAUUGCCUUCGUUAUCUUCAAAGAUAUAUACUCCACAAACAAAGCAAUCCAAGAUCUUAGAAUGGAAAAGAAGAGACCAAUUGGGAGGUUCGUUCCUGUGAUGGAAUUGCAGCUCGGGAGAAGUAGAUGGAAAGUUGAGAGAGCUCCACCAGCAUCAGAUAUAUAUUGGAACCACAUGGGUAUGAGCAAGAUUUCAUUGAAGAUCCGCAGAGUGGCAGUGAACACUUGUUUGUUGUUAUUGCUCUUAUUCUGCAGCUCUCCCCUUGCUAUAAUUAGUGCUGUGAAAAGUGCUGGGCGGAUUAUUGAUGCAGAGGCCAUGGACAAUGCUCAACGUUGGUUGGAUUGGGUGCAGGCGACAAGCUGGGCUGCAGCAGUAGUUCUUCAGUUUCUUCCAAAUGUUUUAAUAUUCGUGAGCAUGUAUAUAGUAAUACCUUCAGCACUUUGCUCACUUUCAAAGUUUGAACGGCAUUUGACUGUGUCAGGGGAGCAGCGGGCUUCCCUGCUGAAAAUGGUUUGCUUCUUUCUUGUGAAUUUGAUACUGUUGCGUGCGUUGUUGGAGUCAUCUUUGGAGAGUACUUUACUUCGGAUGGGUCGUUGUUAUCUGGAUGGUGAAGAUUGUAAGAGAAUAGAGCAGUACAUGAGUGCUUCAUUCCUUUCACGCUCUUGUUUAUCUUCCCUUGCAUUUCUUAUUACAAGCACGUUUUUGGGCAUUUCGUAUGAUUUACUGGCUCCAAUCCCUUGGAUCAAAAGGAAGCUGCAAAAGUUCAAAAAGAAUGACAUGCUUCAACUGGUUCCAGAACAGAAUGAGAACGACCUUUCAGAAAGCCCAGAAGACAUUCUGCGAAGACCCCUCAUAUCUGAAAGAGAGAAUGGUUUGUAUAGCAUCUCCAAUGGCCAUGGCCUGAAUGGCAUUGAUCUUCAAGGUCAAGACCUUUGCGUCUAUCCAAUCAGCAGAAAUCUUCAUGUACCAGAACAGGCUUUUGAUUUUGCACAGUACUAUGCGUUCAAUCUGACAAUAUUUGCCCUGACCAUGAUAUAUUCUUCGUUUGCGCCACUUGUUGUUCCAGUUGGUGCAUUCUACUUCGGAUAUAGGUAUAUUGUGGACAAGUAUAACUUUCUGUUCAUUUACAGAGUGCGUGGUUUCCCAGCAGGCAAUGAUGGAAAGCUCAUGGAUAGUGUAUUGUGCAUCAUGCGACUGUGUGUAGUUCUAUUCCUCUUGUCUAUGCUUUUAUUUUUUUCGGUUCGUGGAGACUCCGCAAGGUUGCAGGCUGUCUUCACCUGUGGAAUAUUACUCCUGUAUAAACUUGUACCUUCAAGGAAUGACGGGUUUCAACCAUUUCUGUUGGAUGGGAUGCAGACAGUUGAUACUGUUGUGGAUGGACCAACAGAUUAUGAGGUUUUCUCCCAACCAAGUUAUGAUUGGGAUGCCUACAAUAUAUGAAAAUAUUAUUAUUUUGUUUUUCA
This is a messenger RNA of Nymphaea colorata (pocket water lily), 2886 nucleotides long. Its product is annotated as CSC1-like protein At4g35870. The transcript has a single exon. NCBI's taxonomy places the organism in Eukaryota, Viridiplantae, Streptophyta, Magnoliopsida, Nymphaeales, Nymphaeaceae. The record is from RefSeq and is a predicted model, not a curated record. Gene Ontology annotation, molecular function: calcium-activated cation channel activity. The coding region runs from base 380 to 2863 and encodes 827 amino acids. Gene Ontology annotation, cellular component: plasma membrane.